AUGAGCAACGACAAGACGGCCUCGUUGAUGGCGUCUUUGACGCUUGGCGCGGCGAGUAGUGGUCCUGCCGGUGGAGGCGAUGGUGACGAAGAUUUGUUUGGCGACAUUCCUAUUGACGAUACUCCUCCUCCUGUUGUAGCUGCUCCAGCGCCAUUUCCCCAGGCGCAACAACAACCAGUAGCCAUGCCCAAUACGACCUUGAAUGGCAGUGUCUAUCACGACCCAAUGUCCAUGCCACCUCCACAGCAGCAACAGCAGCCCAACCCUGCCAGUAUGCCACCGAGCAACGGCAACAGCAACAACUUUCCCUAUCCUCAACCCCAGCAAAUGAUGCCCAAUGCUCCCAACAUUACCUAUGUGGAACCAAGCAGCGCUAAUCCCAUGGCGGCGAGUCAACCCGUCAUUUCGGCAGUUCCACCGGCUUCUGCUACUAGUAACAACAACAUGUCCAAGUCGCUACUCUUGAAUUCGGGAUUGUUGGGCGCUGGUCCUUCCAGUGACGAGAAAAAGGCCGAUCUGGGUGGAAUGAUGAUGAGUGGUGGAGGAGGAGGACUCUUUGAUGAUAUUGACCAAGAAGAACAACAAAAGGCGCAAGCAGCAGCCGCCGAAAAGAAACGUCAAGAAGAAGAGGCAGCCGCGGCCGAACAACAGAGGAAAUUGGAAGAACAGCUUCAACAGCAACAAGAGCAACAGAGACUUCAACAGCAACAACAACAACAACAAACUCUGCCAGGACAACAAAUGCAGAAUAAUCAGCAGCAGCAAAUGAUGAUGAAUCAACCCGGACAAAUGAGCCAACCGGGACACAUGCAGAAUAGUAUGCAAAAUAGUAACCAGCAGCAGCAGCCGAUGAGCAGCCAGCAACCAGGACAAAUCAACCAACCCGGACCGACCAUGCCGAACAGUCAGCCGCAACCGAACAAUACUAUGCCGCAACAACCCGUCAACCAAAACCCAAUGAUGCAGCAGCAACAACCACAACAACCACCGGCUCAAAUCAAUGUCCCAGGAAUCAUGUAUCGAGAACACGCUCCGGACAUUAACAGCGGUGGUGGAAUGGCGGCACCACCACAACAGCCGCAAGCUCCCAUGCAGCAGCAGAACAAUGCCAGUCCCAAUCGAUACUAUCAACCAUCCACGCAAGGAAGUGUCAUGGCGGGAAUGCACAAUACAGCACCCAUGCCACAACAACAGCCCUACGGCGGAAUGCAACCACAACAACGCGUCAUGCCCGCACAAUCGGUACCCAUCACCAGACCCCCCGAUGUGCCCACGUAUUAUGGCAAGGUUGUCUGCAACGAUCCGGUACUGUUGCAGGCACCCUCGAAAUUGUUGGGAAUGGUGAGUAGUCCACCCCAUUGGUCCUAUCAAUUCACCACACAAAUCAAGGGACAACCACCCAGUGUGUGGAUGGUCCGACGACGAUUCCGACAUGUCGUGGCGUUGGAAGAUCGAUUGAGAGUCGAAUGUCCAGGAGCUAUUCUGCCACCGAGACCCGACAAGCACGUCGGUCGCGCUAUUGAAGAAGCCUCGACGCAUCAAUCGGCAGAAUUUGCCUGGCAGCGGGCUGGAGAAUUGGAACAAUGGCUCAAUGCACUCGUGGGGCAUCCCGAAGUGUUUGCCAGUCAGUCAUUGAAAAUGUUUCUAGGAUUGCAAGACGAUAUGGGCACGGCAUGGCCAGAGGUAUCGUCCAAUGCAUUCACUCGCAUGAGUAGUGCCGUCACGACUGGCAAUGCGUCGGCGUCCUUUGGUGGUUUCUUUGGCAGCACGGCGGCUCCGGCCAACACCAACCCUGGUCAAACCGGUGUCAUGAACAAUGUGAUUGGAUCCGUGGCUAACAACAUGGGAGUUGGCGAAUUGGCGGAAGCCAUCACGGAAGACUCGGCGGAAUUGUUGGCUUUGAGUUCCAGCGAAUCGAUUCGCAUGGGAGCCAUUUUGCAGGCAGUGCCCAAGCUGGAAGGGGCCGUGACGCUCCUUCGAGAACAAGGCGAAGGUGCCGGUGCUGUCGGUAUGGAAUUGAACCGCUUGGCCAAGGAAGUUUUGCAGCAGGGCGAUCGCGAAUUGGCCAUGCCCUUGGAAAUCUUUUCGAAUGGAUUGUUGCGGUACGGACGACGCACCAAGCGAUUGGGACAGGAGAUUGGUCAGGCGACCAUGUCGUCAUUCCACAAGCAGUACAAGCUAUGUCGCUACGAGAAACUCGCGUGGGGCGAUCGUCGCAAUGCUCUGGCCAAGAGAACGAAAGAACGUGGUAGGGCUGACAAGCGUGCCCAGCAGCUGAUGGUGCACCAGCAACAGUACGGACAACAGUAUGGCGGCGGGUACGGACACCAACAACCAGGCGGAUACGGCGGUCAACCGAACAACAUGAUGAUGAACAAUCAAUACAAUGGAGGUAAUCCAAUGGAUCAGAUGAUGAGCAACGCCACCAUGAGCGACAACAUGGCAGUCAGUGCCGUGCGAGAGUGCGAUGAAAUUGGCGAGAGAUUGAAGCGCGAAGUUAACCGUAUUUCCUUUUCGCGUCGUAUGGAUUGGUCCAAGAGCAUGAAGGUGAUUGCCAGCUACAUGAAAGAAGCCGCGGCGGAACGUGUUGCCAUUUGGGAGAGUACUCGAGACACCUUCUUGCAGACUUUCCCCGAAUACCACAAUGAUACGUCACAGUGGACGAACGUGUCGUCGCCUCGCAGCGUUGCUCCACAACCGCAACAGCAGCAGAUCCAGCAACCUGUGAUGGGCCAACCGCAAAUGAGCAGCAUGAAUCCUGGCAUGAACAUGAAUAGCAGUUUUAUGGGCCAGGGUGCUCCUGCUGCUUCUAUGGGCAUGGGCCAGAGCUACAUGCAAGUUCCUCCCCAACAACAACAGCAGCAACCGCAGCAGUUUGUUCACAACAGCAUGAUGAACAGUGGCAUGAUCCAACCACCCCAACAACCACGUUAA
This is a messenger RNA of Seminavis robusta, 2934 nucleotides long. NCBI's taxonomy places the organism in Eukaryota, Bacillariophyta, Bacillariophyceae, Naviculales, Naviculaceae. The record is from the annotation of a GenBank genome assembly.